AAAAUCUAGGAGUGAAGGAAUGCUAAGGAUAGAGGAGUGGGGAGGAGAAGAGCAGGAGGGGAGCUGGGGAUACUGGGAUCUGCAGAAGGAUUCCCCCCCCCCCUGUCUGCGUCUCUGUAUUUAUAUAUACCUCCUCUCUAUACAGUAACGUGCUUCCAUUUAUCUCCCUUUGUAUCUGUCCUUAUCCUGCUUUCACACGUCCUCUGCCUUGCAGUGUUAGCUCCUGCUAAUAUCUACUGACUUACUGCUUUUUACGUCACUUUUUUUUUUUUAGCUUAACAAAGUAUUCCUAUUACUUUUCUGUUCUUUUUAGCACUUUUCCCUUCUACAUUUUAUACACUUCUCCUCUUUUCUGCAGCCUUGGCAGGGUUGUUUUUUUUUUAUUUUAUCUAUCUUCUGACCACAUCCACCCCUCCCGGUUUUCCAAAUGGGGGCAGCUAUUUGUCAAGAUGGGGAGCUGGAUUUUCGGCUGAUUUUUGGCGAAGAAGACUCAGACGCUGCAUCACCUAGAAGCACUAUGCACACCGCUGAUCUGGAAUCUGAUGAUCCUUCUAUAUGCAAAGAUGUGACCACAGACACAUUGACUCUAAAUCCACCCUCUAGCAGUGUCACCGGAGGAGCAGGUAAUGGAAUGGGUUGUAUAACAAGGGCAGGCAUGCAUUCACCUCCUCCAAGACGUGCCUCAGAUAAUGAUCUAAAUGGGACAUUUAUCAGCCAACCAUCCCGUUUCAUUCCUCUUGGUGGAUCGCGUUUCCUUGAAUGUCCAAGUAUACGUAUUACAAGUGAUUCGCCUUCAAACAGUGAUGGAGAACAAGAAGAGUCAAAUAGGAAUGAUAUUUGGGAUGAGAGACCACACCGUGACCAAUUGUUCCUCCCACCAGAUCCAUUUUGUUAUAGGGACUCAUUUCUAAGCCCCAGUCCAGCAAGUAGCCAUUCUUCAUGGAGUUUUCUUUCCUCUGAGGCUUCUUCUUGUGAUUCUCUUGGACAAAUGUGUGAAGAAGUUGAAAGAGAGCUUAAUGAAGCAGCCUCACGAUUCACGCUUGCUUCUCCACUGGGCUCUCCUAGGGGUUCACCAAAACCUUGGGGUGGUCACAAUGAUGAAUUUUGGCCAGCUGGUCCUAUUUCAGGUGCUCCUUCUUCAUCCCGUGAAGAGUUACUAACACCCUACCAUUCUGGCCAGGUUUCAAGACCUACAUCUCCCUGUGGUAAAAGAAGGUAUUCAAAUUCAAAUGAUGACGGUGUUCGCCAAACCAGCUCCCCUUCUCCAUCCCAUUCUCGAAGAGGAAGCUUAGGGGAUGAUAACCUCUCAUUAGAACCAGAAGCUUCCCCUAAGCCCACUGAACAUAACCAACAAACAACAUUAACCUCUCUGGAGAGAGGUGAUAACAUUCCACAAAAGGCCAGAAGAACCUCAGCAGAGCAGACAGUGGCCCCUGUUAGGUCUGAAGAGUCCACAAGCCCUGGUAAAGCCUUUUCUUCAGGCUCAUCUGUAUGUGCAAAUGAUGAGAGUACUGCAAUGUUCACUCAAAACAGAAAAGAUAACGUGGGGAUGGAUUAUCUAGCUGUGCCUUCAGCCUUGGCCUGGUCCAAAGCAAGAGUUGGAGGACAAAGUCCAAUAUUCAGGUCAUCCUCUCUACCACCUCUGGACUGGCCACUGCCCAACCAGUUUGAAGGUUUUGAAUUGAGAAUAGAAGUACAACCAAGAACCCAUCACCGAGCCCAUUAUGAAACAGAAGGGAGCAGAGGGGCCGUGAAAGCUUCACCAGGGGGACAUCCUGUUGUCAAGCUUGUAGGAUACAAUGAGAAGCCACUGACCCUCCAGAUGUUUAUUGGAACAGCGGAUGAGCGUAACCUGAGACCUCACGCCUUUUACCAAGUUCAUCGCAUAACAGGAAAGAUGGUGGCUACACCCAGCUAUGAAGCUCUUGUAGCAAGCACCAAAGUUCUGGAGAUGUCUCUUCUGCCUGAAAACAACAUGUGUGCCAAUAUAGACUGCGCUGGAAUUCUAAAGCUUCGAAAUUCAGAUAUUGAGCUCCGGAAGGGUGAGACAGACAUUGGCCGAAAGAACACACGUGUUCGACUUGUGUUUCGUGUGCACAUUCCGCAGGGAGGUGGGAAAGGUGUCUCUCUACAAGUGGCGUCUAUACCUAUAGAGUGCUCUCAACGUUCAGCACAAGAGCUCCCUCAAGUGGAAAACUACAGUCUCAGCGCAUGUUCAGUAAAUGGUCGAGAAGAGUUGCUCCUGUGUGGUUCUAACUUCCUUUCAGAUUCAAAAGUGGUCUUCUUAGAGAAGGGUCCAGAUGGAAAACUGCAAUGGGAAGAGGAAGCAAAAGUAAACCGAUUGAAAAGUAAUGAGUCUCUGCUCUCUGUGCAAGUCCCAGAAUAUUGUAAUAAGGAGAUAACACGCCCCCUACAGGUCUACUUCUAUAUCUCCAAUGGACGCAGGAAAAGAAGUCCUAUGCAAAGUUUUCGGUACCUACCAAUCAUAUUUAAAGAGGAACCUCUUCCUGAGAUAGCCUUACAUAGGUUUCCCUCUGCCCCCCUCCCUCCCCCUUGUCAUAUGCCUUUAGAUCCAACGCAAAUAGACUUGUCUACCACCUUUGCCCCCCAUCUACCAUCAAACUUACCUGAAACUCCCAUGGAGGUGUCUCCUUAUUAUACAUCUUCGCACCAGGAAAAAAUAUUCCCAGGUACUCCAGACUGCGGUAUAGGAAGUAGUUCCUUUUUGGGGUGCUACUUUAAUCCCCCAGUAGCUCCAGAGUUUAAAUCUCCCAUCCCCUAUCAAGAGAACAAUAGUGAUGUUUCACUAACUUUGCCCUUUCAAUCAAACACCAGCUCUCCUCUUCCACCAAGUCCAGUUCCCUGGUCUCCACAGCCCUGCUCUUCCCAAUCUUCAUGUUCAACUACAUUUAGUGGAUCCUUGCUUUCCCAUUUAAAUUCACCCAGUAAAAUGGAAGAGAGAGGUACAGGUUUACAUCAGAACUACCCUUCUGCCCCUAUUUUACCAAGUCUAGAUUUUGAAACAAAUGUACAUCAUUUUGUCCCAGAUUAUCAGCAAUACCCAGCCUGUGCUCCUCCCACGUACACCACAUUAGGUGAAAGUAGGUCCCUAGAGACAAUGCAAGCUAAACUUUCUUCCACAUCUUCAGAAGUGGCCAUAGGAGAACCAUGCACUACCAAUCAACAUUUUACUCCAAACACAAUGUCCAAUCAUCCCGUCAAUCUAACACAAGCAUUAAACUCAAAAACAGAAGAUGUGUCCGUUAAUCAUUCAGAAUUUUCUGUGCCCAAAGACAAUAAUGUGCAACAAGCAUUUUCUACCCCUUACCAAAGCUUGACCAACUGCACCAGCCAACUUACCAACCUUUGCCCUUCUACACAUCCUGCUGCCUUAUCUUCACCUUCUUCCCCACUCAUUCCUAGUGCUGCAAUUCCUAGUCAAAAAGGAUUAUGUGAUGUUUCAUUGGACAUGUCAUCAAAUCAAACUGAGAAAGAUACUUGUUACCAGGAACAUUCCGAAGAAUAUGCUAAAUCUUCCAGUAACGAGGAAAGAGAUUUGGGAAAGGAGAGCCAAGGGUUUGAAAGCCCUUUCCAUUCUAUUCCAAUCCAGGGGAUCACACUGGAAGAAGUAAGUGAAUUCAUAGGUCAAGACCUACACCGUUUUCCAGAGCCGCGUCAGAAUUAAAACAUGGCACCUAAUCAAGAAUAACAGUCGUCUUUAACCAUCCCAGAGAAAAUACACAUUUCAGCAGCAAAUGCAUCCAGAGCAAGCUUUGGAUAAUUGUGGAGCAGCAAAAUAUCUACAUUCUUCAGAAGUAUAAACCAACUACUGAGAGUAGAUGCUUACCAGCAGGAUAUGUUCCAUGUUAUGCCUUAUUUUGGAAUCUUUUACAUGUUCAGCUUUUCUGUAGCAUAAAGCAUUGUAUUUGUUCAUGUAAUUGAUAUGAUGUGACUGUCAAACAGUCUUUUGUAUAUAGCGAGGGUACCUGCAAUGAACCUCUACUCUCCGAUACUAGUAACAUUUAAACAUGGCUCUGCAGUUACUUUCCAGUCUUUCUGUCUGAAAUCUAAUUUUUCCAAUUAAAAAAUGAUAGCCAUAACAGAUUUUAAGAUCUGAGAGAUGUUUUAAGAUUCUUUCUCCCAAUCAUCAUAGGAUCAGAACCAUAAAAACCUCCAUGCCUUUGUCACAUCAAAUAGAUCGCAUUAUCUGAACAAGUUAUAACAAGUAAUAGCCUUUUUUAUGUAGAUGCAUGCAGAAAGAAUUGUUCUAUUUGUAGCAGCAUGCUCUUCCUUUUAAGUUUUCUAUUACACACUGGCAGCACAAGCUUCCAUCACUUGUGUUGAUAUGGAAUACUGACCAACAAUAUUUUUUUAUUAAGUUCUAGUUUUUCUAAUGCAUGGUCAGCCAACAGGUCAUACACGUCAUCAUGCUGGCCAACAUAGUCUUUGUAUGCAUUAAAUAUUAAUUUUAACAA
Rana temporaria (common frog) is the source of this 4475-nucleotide messenger RNA. It is a transcript of the gene NFATC4, whose product is annotated as nuclear factor of activated T cells 4. The transcript is spliced from 10 exons. Gene Ontology annotation, molecular function: RNA polymerase II cis-regulatory region sequence-specific DNA binding; DNA-binding transcription factor activity, RNA polymerase II-specific; transcription factor binding. The record is from RefSeq and is a predicted model, not a curated record. Gene Ontology annotation, biological process: regulation of transcription by RNA polymerase II; calcineurin-NFAT signaling cascade; cytokine production. Gene Ontology annotation, cellular component: transcription regulator complex. NCBI's taxonomy places the organism in Eukaryota, Metazoa, Chordata, Amphibia, Anura, Ranidae. Bases 428 to 3685 code for a protein of 1085 amino acids.